Molecule: messenger RNA, 1038 nt
Organism: Protomyces lactucae-debilis
Lineage: Eukaryota; Fungi; Ascomycota; Taphrinomycetes; Taphrinales; Protomycetaceae
Exons: 1
Coding region: 1-1038 (345 amino acids)
Cellular component (GO): membrane
Source: RefSeq, a predicted model, not a curated record
AUGCCUUUGCUGUAUGCGUUGUCUGACGCGGCCUCGUUCAAUACGACAGUCAGGCCAUUCCUGAAACCUGACCUGCUUAAUCUGGAAGACGUCGUUUUCUCUGCGGGCUCUCUAUGGCGCUUCUACUUGGAGUGCAAUCCAGCAGUCUUUGCCUUCCUUCUCUGUAUCUUCAAUGCAGUGCUCGUAUAUACCGUCAGCGAAGUCUCUCGCAACUAUUCUCAGGUAGAUCGUCUGUGGUCAAUUUUGCCGACCACGUACCAGCUCCACUUUGUCAUUCGCGGGUACUUUACUGGAACUGGCAAGCAUGGUCUAUUGGCUCCCCGUAUAUGGAUCAUGUUUCUGCUUGAAUUCAUCUGGACGGUACGCCUGACACGCAAUUAUGCUCGCAAGGGUGGUUACAAGUGGGAUGCGGAAGACUACCGUUGGGCGACUGUCCGUGCUAAUCUCCCUCUUGCACGACUUACAUGGCCUUUGCUGAACUUGUUCUUCAUUGCUAUUGCACAAAACAUUCUGCUCAUGAUGCUCGCGAUGCCAGGCUAUAUUGUUCUGCUUGUUGGCUCAGAACGCGCACUUUGUUGGGCAGAUGUGCUUCUCCUCGAAUGCAUCAUCUUCCUGCUCGGUAUACAACUUUACUCUGACGACACUCAGCUGCGUUAUCAAGAGGGCAAGAAUCAUCAUCGCGAUGGCACUGCUACCAUCGACAAUACCUACCGCGAGUUUUCGCCAGCUGAGCUCGAACGUGGUUUCGUGACUAAAGGAUUCUGGGCAUACUCACGUCACCCAGCCUUUUUGUGCGAACAACUCAUCUGGUUGUGCGUGUACCUGUACUCUGUCGUUGCUACAGGUGUCUGGUUCAACUGGACUGGCUGGGGUGCCUUGUCCUUGGCAAUCUUGUUUCAGGCAAGCACAAUCCUUACGGAGCGCAUCUCUGCGGGAAAGUAUCCGCAAUACAAGGACUACCAGGCAAGAGUGGGUAUGCUGAUACCGUUUCCAGGUUAUCAAUGGGAUGAGGCAAAGUACACUAAGAAGCAAAAGUAG